Molecule: messenger RNA, 1244 nt
Organism: Rhincodon typus (whale shark)
Lineage: Eukaryota; Metazoa; Chordata; Chondrichthyes; Orectolobiformes; Rhincodontidae
Gene: wdr74
Product: WD repeat domain 74
Exons: 11
Coding region: 78-1178 (366 amino acids)
Biological process (GO): ribosomal large subunit biogenesis
Cellular component (GO): nucleolus; preribosome, large subunit precursor
Molecular function (GO): protein binding
Source: RefSeq, a predicted model, not a curated record
GGCCGGAAGUUGAUCCGCCCGGAAGGAAAAGACGCGACGGACCGGAAAAAGCAAGUAGGGGAAAGUGGACGCACAAGAUGGCGGCGCAGAGGUGCCACGUGUGGGUCGGAGCGGAGACGGGGAUCCUGAAGGGCGUUAACCUGCGGCGGAAACAGGCCACAAACUUCAGCGAAUUUAACCGCGGGCAAGAAAUCAGCGAAAUGUGCUGGAGGCAGAACCAGGUGCUGCUGGGCUGCGUGGAUGGGACAGUAAAGGUAUUCAGCACCGAGCGAGGAGAGUUCACAGAGUUCCACGACUGUUCGGGUGGAGAAGGGCCUUUUCGGGGCCUGGCUGCCUACAACAGCUCCCUCAUCACCUGUACCGAGUCUGGCCUCCUCAAGGUGUGGAAAGAGGAUUCAACCGAUCAGGUACAGGUGGGCCGUGGGGUGUGUCGAAUGCGUCAAGACCCCGGGAGGCCAGAGCGUGUGGCAACCGGAGGGAAGGAGAACGACCUGAAAGUGUGGGACCUGCAGAGGCUGCAGGAGCCUGUGUUCAAGGCAAGGAAUGUCCGUAACGACUGGCUGGAUUUGAGGGUCCCGAUUUGGGUGAGAGACAUUCAGUUCAUACCCGCCUCGGACACGAUCAUCACCUGCACUGGGCACAGCCAGGUACGAAUCUAUGACCCGAGCUGUCCACAGCGCAGACCCGUUCUGGAGAUGACAUAUGACGAAUACCCGUUAACUGCCAUGUCCUUGACAUCUGAUGCCAAUUCGGUUGUCGUGGGUAACACGCAUGGACAGAUGGCUGUCCUGGAUAUCCGGAAAGGGAGGCUGCUCAAGUGCCUGAAGGGCCAGGCCGGGAGUAUCCGCAGUAUCCAGUGUCAUUGCAGCCUGCCCCUGGUAGCUUCCUGUGGGCUGGAUCGCUUCCUGCGGGUACAUGACACAGGCAGCAAGGAGCUGCUGCACAAGGUGUACAUGAAGUCCCGACUGAACUGUGUCCUGUUGACAAGUCGAGAAAGCUGGGAGCAGGAGGAUGAGGAAUGCAGCACUGCGGAGGAGGUGAAAGAGCAGGGCGAGGAGGAUGAAAUCUGGGCAUCGAUGGCAACAGUGACCGACAGAGCUGAGUCAAAGCGUACGGCAGACCUACAGGUUACUCCCAAGAGGCGGAAGAGGAGGAAGCAAAUGAGCAAAGAUGCAUAACUUUCAACUGGAAGUAACACUGUUAUUCAGUAUCUCUCAGUAAAUCAAUUUAUUGUCUUUUUGUAA